AUGUCUUCUCCUGCUUCGAAGACCACCGGCACCAAGGCCAAGACUGCCUCCAUGGAAUCCAGAUGCACCACUUUCUCCGACAUCAUCAGAGCUCUUGACGAGGCCCAUGACCGCAUCGCCUCUAUGGGCGUCGACGAGAUGAAGGCCGAACGCGUUGACAGCAUCAACUCCAUGCUCGUUGACAGUGAUGCCAAGUUCAUCACCCCUCGCAAGGCUUUUGACGUCAAGAAGUACAUGGCGGACCUCGAGAAUGGCGACAUCACCCUUCGCCAGAUCCAAGUCGCCGCCAACGCCAUCAAGCUCCCUGAGGAGCACCUCGCUGAUUACAUCCGCAUCAAUGGCAGUGAGCUUUCGACAAUCUCUUCUUUGUUCACGUUGACGAUGCUGAUAACGACACAGAGCUGCCUGAGCCCAAGCNCCGGCCCUGGCAAGUGCAUUUACGACCCCUACNCCCUUACUCCCAAGCGCAAGCGCGACGCCAUCUCCGACAACAUCGAAGAUGCUUUUAAGAAGGUCAAGAACGUCUUUAAGUGA
Molecule: messenger RNA, 534 nt
Organism: Aureobasidium vineae
Lineage: Eukaryota; Fungi; Ascomycota; Dothideomycetes; Dothideales; Saccotheciaceae
Source: the annotation of a GenBank genome assembly